AUGACUAAAAAUAAAACCGGAGCUGUGUGGGAAGAUAGAGAGGUCCUAUUCGAUCUACCAUUUGCAUACCUAAAACUUCGUCCUGGGGAGAAGAUAUUUGAUAGGAUCGAACCCAUUGAAGAUACAAAAGGCAACAGCGGUACCAAGGGACGCAUGGUCGUAACCAACUUGAGGAUUAUAUGGCAUUCGCUGGCUUCACCUAGGAUCAAUUUAUGUUGGUCGGCACGAACAAACAGAUUACCUGAUGGUAAGCAAUCAGCGUCGCCCACGGAUACCCGCAACGACGGAGGAGUUACGACUAUUGGCCUGAACUGCAUCCUAACAACGAACACGAAAGUCGUGAACUCAGGUCUCCGUGGUACAACCCAGGCUCUCAACGUGCUGGCAGCGUACAGAGCUAAUAAAUAUGAAUUCAUCUUCACUAAUUUGUCUCCAAACUGUGUCCGACAUUACACUUCAGUGGCUGGAGUACAUAAGGCGUAUACAGCCUCCAGAAUGUAUCGGGACCUCAAGCUAAGAUCUGCUAUAAUACACAACAAACAGUUAAGGAUGUUACCGCUAGAAAAAAUAGCUCUACUGGAGCAUAGUAUUUGGAACCUAUCGAGUGAUUCUGGGAACCUGGGUACCCUGAUAGUGACUAACGUCAGGGUGGUGUGGUUUGCAGAUAUCAAUGAUGCAUUCAAUAUAUCUAUGCCAUAUAUAACAAUUGAAACCAUAAACAUUAAAGAUUCAAAGUUUGGUGAAGCACUUGUUUUUCAAGUUCGUAAAACAUCAGGAGGUUAUGUACUGGGGUUUAGAGCAGAUCCUCGUGAAAGACUACGUCCUCUUCUCACAGAACUUCAAGCUCUACAUCAAGCAUACACAGAGAAACCUAUUUUUGGCAUUGAACUCAAUUGGAACAAUGAGAAUACAAGGCAUUCAGACGAUGAUAUAGAAGAGUUGGAAGAAAUCGGAGAGCCUCGUGGUGAAAUGGGACCUAAUUUGUACUUAGCCUCACAACUUGCCCAAAAUAAAGAGGAAUCUGAAAGCCCACCGGUUUAUAGUCCAUAUUUAGGACUAGCAAUAGAACCGCUAAGGGAAGGAUUUACUUUAAAAAGUCUUUUUGAAGUACAAACAACGUCUUAA
Messenger RNA from Spodoptera exigua (beet armyworm), 1125 nucleotides. The record is from the annotation of a GenBank genome assembly. NCBI's taxonomy places the organism in Eukaryota, Metazoa, Arthropoda, Insecta, Lepidoptera, Noctuidae.